GCACAACACAGGAUGAGGAAGUGAAGCAACAGAGUGACUUCACCCAUUUAUUGCUUUGCAAAUAUCUCCGCGCUGAAGACAGGGCCCUUUGCCCAGAGAUAUCAGCUCAACACUGGCCUUCAUCCUGUUGCUCUGACAGCUGAUGAGUUCACGAGAAACAGGAAGUGAAAGUGCUGAUCCGAGGCGACGUCGACUGUUGAAGCCAAUGGGACUGAGUGAGGCGGUUAAUGAGUGACAGAGGAGGGCUGCAACCUUCAGCAGACAUUUGUUCAGCUCUUACCGUGUGACUCAUGCAGUCACAAGGAGCUCAGAGUUUAUUGUUGCACCUGCAUGGCUGGAUAACGUUGUGGAAACCCUUUUUCUUUCUCUUGUAUGACUUCUGAGAAACACAGCAGCGAUGGCGGACACACGCUCUCAGCCUCCGGCCUCCGGCUCGGCGGCUAAACUGGACCUGGUGCAGGGUCAGGUCAACGAGGUCAAAGUCAUCCUGACGGACAACAUCAGCAAAGUGCUGGAGAGGGGGGACCGGCUAGACGAUCUCAUCGGAAAGACCGAUGACCUGCAGGCGUCUGCCGACUCGUUCCAGAAAACAUCCACGCGGGUCGCCAGGAAAUACUGGUGGAAGAACAUUAAAAUGAUGAUCAUAAUCGGCGUGGUUGUGCUGAUCAUCAUCAUCCUCAUCAUCCUCUUCGCCACCAAAGUUAUAUAAAAACGACCUCUCAGCUCAGGACUGAACGCCAUGAAGACGGUGGAUGAAGUUCACCUCUUUUAUUGAGCAUCCAGAAGCACUCACGAGAGUCUGCGGUCAUUUCAGCUCAAACAAACAAAUAUUUUCAAGAGCAAAAAAUAUAUUCAUGUGAAUUCAAAGGGUGCAUGAUUGAUUAGGCUGCGAUGAAGAUCACGAUGAGAAGACAAAUUGUUAGAAACGUGGCUGAAAUACUUCCUUGAACACUCCACCAGCAUUUCACAAAGGAUCACAAAUCCAAAUUUUUUAUUAUUAUUUUAUCUCAUUUCUGUCAAAUUAUCUUUGUGUGUGUGUGUGUGUGUAUGUAUAUACACUGUAUGUUUGACUGUCAAACUCUGUAAUUAUGUGUAUUAUAUGACUGAUGACUACUAAAGAGGAUACAUUGUAA
Molecule: messenger RNA, 1133 nt
Organism: Cyclopterus lumpus (lumpfish)
Lineage: Eukaryota; Metazoa; Chordata; Actinopteri; Perciformes; Cyclopteridae
Exons: 4
Coding region: 398-709 (103 amino acids)
Biological process (GO): vesicle fusion; SNARE complex assembly; vesicle-mediated transport
Cellular component (GO): plasma membrane; SNARE complex
Molecular function (GO): syntaxin binding; SNAP receptor activity
Source: RefSeq, a predicted model, not a curated record